This is a messenger RNA of Opisthorchis viverrini, 216 nucleotides long. RefSeq lists its product as hypothetical. Lineage: Eukaryota; Metazoa; Platyhelminthes; Trematoda; Opisthorchiida; Opisthorchiidae. The annotation marks the transcript as partial. The transcript has a single exon. The record is from RefSeq and is a predicted model, not a curated record.
AUUCAAACUCUGGACAGGCAAAACCGUGGUCAGCUUUCUGAGCUCAAGUUGAAAUUAACUCGCCGUGUGAGAGAGGUGGAGAGUCUCAGUGAAAAACUACAACAGAAGCGAGCAAUGCAUAAGCGUGAAAAGGAAAAGUGGCGCUCCACCGAAAAAGAUCUCGAAUUUGUAAAGCAGAACACGGAGGAUCAAAUGAAAGCAGAGAAUCGAAUACUA